AUGCCAAGUCUCAUUCCAAGAUGGAAGAAGAAACCCCCUUCCUCGUUCGAGAACCUAUCUCCCUCGGAUAGGGACUAUCUCAUCGACGUUCUCAGAGCCACCGCACCCUCUCCCCCAAGCAACAAUAAUCGCGCUGAAGAAAAGCGCUCGCAUAGACCGGCACGGGGCAGCCUCCUACCAAAACAACCCUCAACGGCAGAACCUAACCCUCCAACCCCAGAUACUGGCUCAAUUUCCUCCUCCCCCCAGCAGACGCAGAAACAACCCCGAUCUAUACCCCUACAGACCAUUCAGCAAACGCCAACGCAAACACGAACGCAACCGCAGCCCCAGCCUCAACCACAACAACAACCCUCGGACGAACCCACCCUCCAGCAAUUCCUCCAAGCGGCCACCGAUAUCCUCAAAACCUGGGAAUCCCCCGAUCCAUCAGCGCCUUCUUCUUCACCCCCAAUCUCCAACCUAGACAAGCAGAUUCUUGCCCGCAAGUUCUCUAUCGGAGUGAGCUCCUGCAUGAAAGACUACGCGGACAAGACUCGGCCUGUGACUGGGUCAUCGCGGGGCCAUAUCCAUCGUGUGCUGGAGCAAUGCGUGCUUGUGAAGCGCAAGUUGAGGGAGAUAGAGUUUGCGCUGAGAGAGAGGGAUGGGGGGGAGGUUCUCAGUGAGGUGACGAGGCAGACUGUGGGGGAUACUUGGCGAGUGAUGGUUAGUCUUGGGAAGGAUAGUUGGAUUGAUGUUGAUUAUGCUUUGAGGAAUUGA
Messenger RNA from Penicillium diatomitis, 759 nucleotides. RefSeq lists its product as uncharacterized. The coding region runs from base 1 to 759 and encodes 252 amino acids. The transcript has a single exon. The record is from RefSeq and is a predicted model, not a curated record. NCBI's taxonomy places the organism in Eukaryota, Fungi, Ascomycota, Eurotiomycetes, Eurotiales, Aspergillaceae.